Drosophila santomea is the source of this 1888-nucleotide messenger RNA. Its product is annotated as synaptic vesicle 2-related protein. Gene Ontology annotation, molecular function: transmembrane transporter activity. The record is from RefSeq and is a predicted model, not a curated record. Gene Ontology annotation, biological process: transmembrane transport. The transcript has 4 exons. Lineage: Eukaryota; Metazoa; Arthropoda; Insecta; Diptera; Drosophilidae. Bases 133 to 1773 code for a protein of 546 amino acids.
ACGCAAUUGCGAUCGGACUUUGAAGCACGUACCUACUUUUAAGUCCACAGCCCCACGGAGCUAAUCAGUUGGCCGUGGAACGUGCCGCCAGUCGCAACGAAUCCUCGCUCCGUCUCCCACAUCCAGGACAUCAUGGAUAAUCCCGCAUAUGUAAUAGAUUGCGAGCGCGAGUUCGCAACCAUCCCCGGGGGUCGCGAAGAGAACCUGUCGGAGAAGCCCCGGCCCCACACUUUCGAGGAGGCCAUCACGCUGACGGGAGUGGGCCGCUUCCACUACAAGUUGCUGCUCAUCUGCGGCCUCUGCUUCAUGGGCGUCAUGGUGGAGAUCAUGGGCGUUAGCCUGAUCAUGAACCAGAUGAAGUGCGACCUCCAGCCGACGCUGGAGCAGCAGGGCAUCCUCGCGUCCGCCGGUUUCCUCGGCGUCGUCUUGAGUUCCCAUGCCAUGGGCUUUCUGGCGGACACUUGGGGUCGGGCGACCACCUUGCGCUACGCCCUGUGCCUCAGUUCGGUGUGCUCCAUUGUGUCCGCCUUCUCGGUGAACAUCUGGAUGCUGAUCGUCUUCCGCUUCCUAACGGGCUUCUUCAUCUCCGGCGGACAGGCGUGCGUGUUCAGUUUGUGCGGCGAGUUCCAUGGCUCCGGAUCGAGGAUCAGGCAUGUGACCCUGCUGUCCGGAUUCCUUUGCACGGCCAUGAUGUUUGCGCCAGCUAUGGCAAUUGGUAUUUUACCACUGCGGAUCGAGACGAUUGUGUUUGGAAUGCGCUUCUCGUCCUGGCGCGUUUUGCUCCUGGCCAACGUGUCCGUUUCGCUGCUGGCUCUGGUGGGGAUCACCGCUCUGCCCGAAACACCCAAAUACUUGCUGGUCCAGGGACGUGGCGAUGAGUCGCUGCAAAUUCUGCGCAACAUUUUUGCCCAGAACUCUGGCCGAGAUCCCGCGGAGUAUCCGGUUAAGGAGGUGGCCCUGGAGAGCGGUGGCGCCAGCUUGUCCGAUGUUCAUGGUUUCGUGGACGCAGUGCGUCUCGUUUGGCACCAGACAGUGCCGCUAUUCCAUCGCACCCGACUGUGGCACACCCUGAACAUUUGCUGCACCCAGUUCCUCAUCUAUUUCCUGGCCCAGGGCAUCUUCAUGUGGUUCCCCACCAUCCUGGAUGAGUUGGGCACACGGAAUGGCAAUGAUACGCUGCUCUGCAAUGUCCUGCAGGAUUUGAAUAUUGCUACUGCGUCGCAGGAGGAGAACUUGUCCAGCUGCUCCGUGGCCGUGGACACCUCCACUUACCAGGUGAUGAUCAUCAUCGGCGGCUGCUUCGUGUUGAUCUACUUGAUCUUUGCCUACAUCAUUGACUACAUGGGCAAAAAGAAUCUGCUAAUGGCCUGGAUGGUCCUGACCAUGAUCUCUUUGGUGGCACUGCACUACGUGGAGCAGUUCGCCCUGGUGGUGAUCGCCCUGACUAUUGUGAUGGCCAUUGGCAAUUGCGGCGGCCUGGUCAGCACCAUAGCCAUGGAAUUCUAUCCCACGCACAUCAAUGCCAUGGGCAUGUGCUUCAUCAUGAUGGUGGGUCGCUUGGGCGCCGUGGUGGGCAGCAAUAUCCUUGGCCGCAUGCUCUUCGCCAGCUGCAAUCCGAUCUUCUGGGCCAUGUUGGCCCUGGUGGUGCUCCUCUGCGCCUUGGGCUUCUUCCUGCCGGAGAAGACACGUGGGCAGCGGAAGAAGCCCUCGGACACAGCAAAGGCUAUUGUGGCUGCCACCACUAGCCCCAUUUUCGCCAUUAACUCCAAGUAGGAUUAGGUAACGCUAAGUAGAGAAAAUCCACUCAACAACCCAUCGAUUCAACAACUUCAUUCAAAUGCCUUUUUUUCGAUUUCCUAAAUACUGUAUAUAUUAAAAGUACUUUUUA